This is a messenger RNA of Naegleria gruberi, 726 nucleotides long. RefSeq lists its product as uncharacterized. The coding region runs from base 1 to 726 and encodes 241 amino acids. Gene Ontology annotation, biological process: transmembrane transport. Lineage: Eukaryota; Heterolobosea; Eutetramitea; Acrasida; Naegleriidae. The record is from RefSeq and is a predicted model, not a curated record. The transcript has a single exon. Gene Ontology annotation, molecular function: ATPase-coupled transmembrane transporter activity; ATP hydrolysis activity; ATP binding. Gene Ontology annotation, cellular component: membrane.
AUGAGGUAUCGAGAGGAACAAGAUUUAGUGAUCAGGAAUGUAACGUUUAGUGUUGCUCCUGGUAGUAAAUGUGCAAUUAUUGGUAGAACAGCAAGUGGAAAAUCCUCAUUAUUCAAUUGCUUGUUAAGGUUUCAAGAAAUUGAGAAUGAUAAUAAUAACAGUGGUAUCUAUUUGAAUGGAACAGAUGUGAGGGAUCUUUCAUUACAUGCUUUAAGAACAUCAAUUUCUUUCAUUCCUCAAUCUCCAGUGCUAUUUUUGGGAACUUUGAGAGAAAACCUUGACUUUAAUAAUUCUAAUAGUGAUGAGGAAAUUUGGAGUGCCAUUGAACAGGUUGGACUUUCAGAGUUGUUGGAAAGAAAGGUCUGUAAAGAGAGUCAAUCCAUGCCAAAUAUUAAGGAAAUACUAGACUAUUCAAUUUCUGAAAAUGGAAGCAACUUUUCAUGUGGAGAAAAACAAUUAAUAUGCUUGGCUAGAAGUAUUUUGAAAAAAUCCAAAUUACUUUUAAUGGAUGAAGCCACAGCCAAUGUUGACUCAUUCACCGAUUCUCAAAUUCAAAAGACUCUUCGUGGUCCACUAUUCAACAAUUGUACCAUCAUUACCAUCGCUCACAGAAUUGAAACUGUUAAAGAUUAUGAUAGAAUCAUCUUGAUGAAAUUGGGAGAAAUUGAAAUGAAUGACACUCCAUCUCAAGUUUUACAAUACUAUGUAGAGAAUUACAAUCAAUAA